AUGACAAACAAUAUAUUACCGUAUGAUGUUGUCUACUGCAGUAGUCAAGAUCCUCAGCACUCAAUAAAAAAUAUCUUGGGACGCAUCCCUGUCAGGGACAACGAACAAUAUAUAGAGUCUUCUUUGGCAAGUGGCGGGUGGCAGAGUAAAAAGAAUUCCAAGACAGCACCAAUCCUCGUUCUACGCUUCCCAGGAAAUGUUUGGUUGCAUCAACUCAAAAUUAUUAUGCACAAAAAUAAAAUAGCAUCCAGAGUCGAGAUCAGCAUUUUUAAAUUGCAGGGUGAGGCUUUUGUGAAACCUCCGUCGUUCAAGUUGUUAAACUUCCAGAAACUCGGUACUGUAAAUUUCAAUAGCAACGAACAGCCUGACGCUAUGUCCAAGGAACACAAGACAUUCCAUCUAAAAACUGAAGCGUACUUCGUGAGACUUGUAUUUAAUCGAGUUUCCGUGAGCAAUUCGAAUAAAUAUAGGCAGGUCGGUGUUUACUCCAUCGAAUGCGUUGGACGUCUACUUACACUCAUGCCUUUUCAUGCUGAUACCAACGUUCUACAUGUCGUUAACGUUGAAUCGAGCAGCCUGGACUUAUUGCCUUCUGGAGUGCGAUCCCCUUGUAACCCAUCAAGAAAUAGCUUAUAUCUUGUCGAUUCCGAACUAUCCAGCGGUAGAAACACACCUUGUGUUAGACAAAGCAACUCAGCCUCUGCAUCACACCCAAUGUCUUCUCUAAAGGAUGUUCAUCGCCAUCAAGGUGCAGCUAAUUCCAUGCUAUCUAUCCAAACAAGUCCUUUUCUUAUGGCAUCCCCAGAAAUGAAAUCCUUCCGAUCAGUUAGGAUUGUAGAAUUUGAAGAAUUCUUUCUUCAGCGUUUAGAGGAUUUGUUUUCGCUUAAGGAACAGGCAACUGCUGUUAAUGAUUUCGACAUCGUCAGAAAAUGCGAGGAAAAACUGUUCGAUCUUGAUAAAGCGUCCAGAGCAGUUUACCGCCUAGAACAAUGCAAAAUUCAGGCAAUUAUUGAAGAAGACUUUAUUCGUGCUGAAAAAGCCAAGGAACAGAUGGAUGAUGUCGUGGAAAGUGUGUACAGAAACCUUGAUAUGCCUAUGUUGCAAUCUAGAGGCUACACAGAUGAGCUAUCCUUAUCAACAAAUAGGGAGAAUGAAGUCACUAGCAAGGAUCGCGAUGUUAAAGAUGAAAAGGUAGUUACCGAUGAAGUAACCAGCAGUAACAAGUUAAACGACCCGACAAGUCCAAUACCUGUUUCUAAGGAUAGUGAGUUGGUAAAAGGAGUAGAUAGGCGCAACACACAUGACCUGCCUUCAAUAACGAUAAACAGGGAUUUAAUCAAUGCGCAUGAUAAACAAGAAUAUUCGUUUUACAAGGACGAUGUGGAUGAGUCAUUUAUUGUUUUAAAAAAAGCAAUUCGAUCUCUUACUGGUGAAGGAGAAAAUGACGAAGCAUUUUCGGUUGAUGUCAGCCUUGACACUCGUGCACUGAGGAAAAACUUAGGUUCUUAUGUGGCUGCUUGUAUGGUUUCGCGUAAUUUCAAGCUCCGUGAGGGAGCCUUGUUAGUGGUCACAGAACACAUCAGUACAACUUUGAGAAGCUCUGCUGCGGCCGUAGAGGAUGCUGUGCUGCGCUUUUUAGACUUCAAUUCACUUGGAUUGCAGGACUCCAUACCUAACGUCGUAUUUGCUGCCUGCAACUUCGUUCGAAAAUCUCUAGCUGACGAAUGCCAUUGUAUUAACAAAUAUCUCCAAUCUAUACUCAAUCUCCUUCCACGGCUUCUGUGCCGUGCCUCCGAAACGAACCCUCGAAUGCGCAGUGAGAUUAUGAUGACACUUCAGCUAUAUGUUCAAGCCGUAAAGGUUCCUGAUACAGCAAUUUUUCAGGCUAUUUUGGCAGAUCCUAUUGAUCGUGAGAAGCGAAAGGUGCCAUUCACUAAUCCACGACCUCAAAUAGUAAGGUUAAAUUUGUUGAGGCUUUUGUUAAGUGCUGGUCGUCUGACGCUGCCUAACGCUAGUGGAGUUAACCUCACACGCAAGCUGCUGCUUCCGGCUGUUAAUCACCAAAGCCCUGAAGUACGGGACACUGCAACUGCUCUUUAUACAUCGCUUGUAUCCCUAAAAUGUUUGCCUGUGAAGGAAAAGGACUUGAUUAAUAUCACGAACUCUGGAAUUAGACAAGCCAUCCAGGCAGCCAGUGAAUCAUAG
This is a messenger RNA of Phytomonas sp. Hart1, 2205 nucleotides long. The record is from the annotation of a GenBank genome assembly. NCBI's taxonomy places the organism in Eukaryota, Euglenozoa, Kinetoplastea, Trypanosomatida, Trypanosomatidae.